Peronospora matthiolae is the source of this 240-nucleotide messenger RNA. The record is from the annotation of a GenBank genome assembly. NCBI's taxonomy places the organism in Eukaryota, Oomycota, Peronosporomycetes, Peronosporales, Peronosporaceae.
AUGCCGACGCUUGCUGUGUAUUCUCCUUCGAAGCAGCGCUUUGCUACGAAUGUGGGCAUCUUUGACGAGUUGAGUGCGACGGCGUUUCUGAAAAGUGUGCUGUCUGGUAAGGAGCACUGCUCCGGGCUUGUAGGCGUUCCCGAAUUGGGCCGUGACGAGUGUCUGUUUGACGAGAUUCAAGGAGCAGCACUUGAGCAGGCGAUGUCACUGAAGAUGACGGAGACAUUGACGACAUGCUGA